AUGGCUAAGCAAUCUCUAGACGUUUCCUCCGACAGAAGAAAGGCCAGAAAGGCGUACUUCAACGCGCCAUCUUCCGAGCGCCGCGUGAUCAUGUCUGCUCCUCUAUCCAAGGAGUUGAGAGAGCAGUACAACAUCAAGUCUCUACCAAUCAGAAAGGACGACGAGAUUAUGGUUGUGCGUGGCUCCAAGAAGGGCCAAGAGGGCAAGGUUUCUUCUGUCUACAGAUUGAAGUACGCUGUCCGCGUCGACAAGGUGACCAAGGAGAAGUCCAACGGUGCCUCCGUGCCAUUGGACGUCCACCCAUCCAAGGUUGUCAUCACCAAGUUGCACUUGGACAAGGACAGAAAGGCCUUGAUCGAGAGAAAGGGUGGCAAGUUGGAGUAA
Molecule: messenger RNA, 384 nt
Organism: Eremothecium gossypii ATCC 10895
Lineage: Eukaryota; Fungi; Ascomycota; Saccharomycetes; Saccharomycetales; Saccharomycetaceae
Gene: RPL26A
Product: 60S ribosomal protein uL24
Exons: 2
Coding region: 1-384 (127 amino acids)
Biological process (GO): ribosomal large subunit biogenesis; cytoplasmic translation
Cellular component (GO): cytosolic large ribosomal subunit; ribosome
Molecular function (GO): structural constituent of ribosome; RNA binding
Source: RefSeq, marked provisional